Molecule: messenger RNA, 390 nt
Organism: Candida dubliniensis CD36
Lineage: Eukaryota; Fungi; Ascomycota; Pichiomycetes; Serinales; Debaryomycetaceae
Exons: 1
Coding region: 1-390 (129 amino acids)
Source: RefSeq, a predicted model, not a curated record
AUGGCUCGAAAUGAAAAUACUAUUUCUGAUUCUCCCAUUUCAACAUGUGUAACCACCAAAAGUCAUGACAAGAAUUAUUAUUUAUCAUUGAUGAAUCCACAAUUAAUGUAUAUUCAAGAUAUUGUUUUUCUUAGAAAUGAUCAUUAUUUUUCAUCAUCAUCAUCAUCAUCAUCAUCAUCAUCAUCAUCAUCAUCAUCAUCAUCACUAUCUUUCGUGAAUCGUGAUUUGUUUCUUAGUAUAUACGAUCCUUUAAAAGUAUUACAAUGUCAUGAAAAAGAAUAUUAUGUUAGAUAUCAUCAUCAUAAAAAUAAUCUGUCUCACAUUAUUGAAUUUUGGAUAGCUAAACCAUUUGUUGAUACAUUAGAAGAAAGAUUGGAAAAAAUAAGUUAA